Molecule: messenger RNA, 2685 nt
Organism: Lachnellula hyalina
Lineage: Eukaryota; Fungi; Ascomycota; Leotiomycetes; Helotiales; Lachnaceae
Product: putative arrestin-related trafficking adapter
Exons: 3
Coding region: 1-2685 (894 amino acids)
Biological process (GO): ubiquitin-dependent endocytosis
Cellular component (GO): cytoplasm; cytosol
Molecular function (GO): protein-macromolecule adaptor activity; ubiquitin protein ligase binding
Source: RefSeq, a predicted model, not a curated record
AUGUCAGACGUCGUUACUAUUCCAUAUUAUUCAAACCGAGGCACCAUUCAUUACACACCGUCCAAUCCUAUCUUAGACAACGAACAACUCGCAAGGCUCCCCUCUCCUCCGUGUCGCCCAAGACCGCGAAGGCCGCACUCUGUACAUAUAACCCGUCUACCCGCAGGCUUCAUACCCUUCGACCUUCGCCCUCUACCGUCUCCCGCCGAGGCCAAGAAAGACUCAAGGUUCCGCAUAGAACUCAAAAAGCUGGCUUCUCGAGAGAGUGCAAAGCGUGUGCUUGGGGCGGUGUUCCAUCCGUCCUUCUUCUCCAACUCCGACCCUACUACUACAUCUUCCGCUUCGUCCUCAGCGGCUAGUUCGACGAGAUCUGCAAGUCCAGAGACCUUUUCGUCAACAAGAUCGGCGUCCUUCUCUGCGACAGCGGCAGAACGACCGUCACUUUUAGAGAGGAGGAUUGCGUCGAGAACAAACUUGGGUGUUUCGGACGCCGCGAUGACCAGGCCUGUAGACCACGGGCUAGGCGGGUGGAACGCAAACACUUCACCCCUCAUGCCUCCGAAGAAUGGUUUUGAGAAGGAAAAGCCCAUAUGCUCAGGCAAUGGUGUGUCUUGUUAUAUCUGGCUAGCGGAACCAGUAAUUUAUUUGGCUGGGCUUGAUCAUGACGGAACAACUCGAGAUUCUUCUUCAAAUACCUCCGCCAUACUCCGUGGAAAGUUACAAUUAGUCGUGACCAAGAGUGCCAAAAUCAAGUCCGUAACCCUCAAAUUUACAGGGAAAGCUAGGACGGAGUGGGCUGAAGGCAUACCUCCGGAAAGAACCCAGACGUAUGAAGAAUCCUCGCUGAGAAAUGAACAUCUGCCUUUUUUCAAUGCUGCUUUCGAAGGAUCAGAGACAGGAUAUGGUACGCUGUGUAACUAUUCUUUUCGCGACAAGGGGCCAUCCUCCUCGGUCACCAAUCUAUCGAGCACCACAGAUCUUUCAUUGCCCAAUUCUCAUCUAAGCGGGUUCUCAUUACCACUCGUCGGGCACCCAACCAGGUCGAACAGAAGCAGUAUUAGUACAGUGACACCAAAAGAGCAAAAGAGGCUUUCGUUGCAAAGCAACCAUUCUCGAAGUUUCCAGAAAGGUGACUCGCCAUUUGGACCGACUCCCCAGCAGAAAGGCUUCAAGACAUUUCAUCCUGGCGUCUACGAAUACAGUUUCGAGUUGCCUAUUGAUAACAACAGCCCCGAAACGAUUGAUUUACCGAUGGCAAGAGUUAGAUGGCAGCUUGAGGCGACUGUCGAGCGCGCCGGCACAUUUAAGCCAAACCUCCAAGGAUCAAAGGAUAUUCCAGUCAUUCGCUCGCCAUCAGAGGACUCAUUAGAGCUGGUCGAGCCGAUCUCCAUAAGUAGGAGAUGGGAGGACCAACUACAAUACGAAAUUAUGAUAUCCGGGAAAUCAUUUCCAAUUGGUUCCAAGAUCCCAAUUGCAUUUAAGCUUACACCAUUAGCCAAAGUUCAAGUCCAUAAGAUCAAAGUCUACGUCAGUGAGAACGUCGAAUACUUUACGAAUAACAAAAAAGUUACAAGGAAAGAGAUGACGAGGAAGUUGUUACUGAUAGAAAAGGUUGCCGGAAAGCCAUUGUCUAAGGAGUAUGCAGGAUCAGAUAUCACUAUGAUUGAAGGUGGCGAAGCGCCACCAGAGGUGCGAGCUGCAAGGCGAGAAAGGGUGGCGGCUACCAGAGAAAGGAUUGCCAGGGCCAGGAACGAGGAACCUGUACCACUUCCAGAACAGACAGAGAACCUACUUGGAGAUAUUGACCUGGGAGAAGAAGCAUAUUUCGUGCAGACGGAAAUGGAAAUGAACGUGCAAUUGCCAACAUGCGAAAUGAUGGCAAAGUCUCCGCCAAAAGUGCUGCAUCCAGACUGCACAUGGAAGUGUGCCAGUGUGCACCAUUGGAUCAAGAUUAUCAUGCGUAUAUCACGGCUAGACCAUGACGACCCUACGGGUAAAAAACGCCGACAUUUCGAGAUAUCCAUCGACUCGCCCUUUACGAUUCUUAGCUGCAGAGCAACACCAGGCAAUCUAGCCCUUCCGGAAUAUUCCGGUCGAAAUGCAAAUGCCCAGGAACAACAGCGUACUUGUGGAUGUCCAAAUGCGGCUCCCAGAAACGGCUCACCAAGAUUAUCACCCGUCGCACCUGAUCCUACGUUAGACAAUAUGCCGGCCAACUCUACGAACUCUGUACCAGGGCUAGCAAGACCGCCUCAAGCCCACCUGAACAAUAAUGCAGCGGUUCAACGACCUAUACAUCUGUUGAGACAGCCGAGUUUCAACCCUCCUCCUUUCGAUGCUGAGGAGCCUCCACCUCCAAUCCCCACCCCACCGCCUAUGUAUGAUUCAGUGUUUACACCAAGCACUGAUGCAUUGCAAGAUUAUUUUACCAGGUACGAUAUUUCCCCGCCUACAUUGGAGCCAAGAACUAAUGUGAUUUGCAGAUAUAAUCAUGAAUAUGAAGACAUCGACGACGAAGAUGACCGAGCUUUUAGCCGUGGACGCGUCAAUGUCCCUCAUCCACGAACGCCUGGUGGGAGGAUCGCAAGAUCAAUGGAUAUUGAGCGCGAAUUUAUGCUCAAUUCGAGUUUUGACGCGCUGCGGCUUGCGACGAUUCGGUCUUCGGAAUCUGGCACGGCUAUAUGA